Molecule: messenger RNA, 10689 nt
Organism: Musca domestica (house fly)
Lineage: Eukaryota; Metazoa; Arthropoda; Insecta; Diptera; Muscidae
Exons: 7
Coding region: 110-7027 (2305 amino acids)
Cellular component (GO): nucleus
Source: RefSeq, a predicted model, not a curated record
AUCGAUUAUACGAAUUAGAUAAAUUUUUUCCUGGUAUACGAUUUGAUAAAACAAAACCGCCACCAUUACGGAAAGAAUUGUGAUAAAACUCUCGAAAAAGAGAUACGAAAUGUCCAAGUCGAACGCCGAUUUUAGUGCGUUCGACUUUAAUGAGAGCUCCGAUAAUUCAGAUGGGGAAACGCGUGGACCGUUUGUGAGACGAGCGGCUGCCGCUGCUGCGAACAACAGUGGCGGCAACAAGAAUAGCCUAGCUCACAAGAACAACAACAAUAACAAGAAAAGCUCAGGCCCUAAUAACAAUCAGCAUAACAAUGUCAAGCCCACCACCACCACCAACAAUAGCAGCAGCAGCAACAACAACAACACCAUUAGCAAUAAAAACAAUGCCACCAGUCACAUGUCCAGUAGUGCUUCCAACAGCAGUGCUUCAAGCAGUGAAGAUGAAGGCGAGGAACCCAAUGAUGAUGAGGAUGAUGAUGAGAAUAUUUCAUCGGCGGAACAGGAACAGGAUAAGCAACUGCAACAAAACCAAAAACAACAACAGCAACAACAACAACAACAGCAGCUCCACGAAACUCUCACCAAUGGUACACAACGCCUCAAUGAGCCACCCGACGAUGAGGACAACAACAGCAACAGCAGUGCCAGCAGUACCAGUUCCAGCGGCAGCAGUACCAACGACACUCGCGGUAAUGCUGGCGGCUGCGGUGUUGGGUCACUUGGUGCCAAUGGCAGCAGCGGGAAUGCUCAACAGUCCCAUAACUCAGAGGCCUUGCUAAUGGCCGCCAUAGGUGCCAGCAAUGUUGCACAGAAUCACUCUCCAACGCCUACAAACCAACCCACGGGAGGGGCACCAGCCUCAGCAUCUUCGCCAUCGUCUGUGUCACCAUCGGGGCAACAGCAUUCCAAUGGUUUGCCCGACUCUUCGGCAGCAACCGCCAAUAUCGAUGGCAAUGCUCGGGAUGGUAGCCUUGGUGGCAAUGGUGGCGGCAGUGUUGGCUUAGCCUCUGGUCUGACAAACGAAUCGAACAACUCGUCACACUACCAAAACAACUGCAAUGUGAGCAGUUUACUGGACUCGGCCCUGGCUGCAGCCAACAAUCAUAGCCAGAACAAUGGUCACUCCAAUGCCAGCAACAGCAACUGCAACGAAUUGAUACGCAGCAACAGCAGUGCCAGUUUGAGCAAUGCCAGUCAUGUUGGCCUAAAUGCCAUCACUGGGGCAAAUGGUGGAAUUGGAGGUGGUGGUGGCAGUGGCUGUGGUGUGAGUGGUGGCAGUGGCUGUGGUGUGAGUGGUGGCAGCCUAGGAGCUGGCCUAAGUCUGAGUGGCAUUGGUGGAGGAUCGAACAGUGGUGCUGGUGGCAUUGGAAAUCUUGGUGGUGGUGGUGGCGGCAGCCUCUGUGGUGCACCCACAUCGUUAGGGGGUGGUGGCGGCAACUCCAAUUUCCCCAUGUCAGCAUCCGAACGCAAAAAGUAUCGCCACCAGAACUUCAGCAAAAACAUCUACAUCGGCACAAAAAAUGCUGAGAAAUGGGAAUACAUGCGAACGAGACUGCAAUUUAAAAACGAUGUGGAAUUUGUGGCGUAUCUUCUGAAUUUGGCCGACAACGAUACGGAGCGUUUGGCAAACUUACCACCACCAUCGGCGUCGACAACACCAACCAAAUCCUUUGACAGCAACUUCAAGUUGGAACCCAAUCUUAGUGUCAAAGAUUUUGGCAGCAACAGUCAAACGGGAGAAAAUGGUCCAAGUAUUAGCGGCACCACACCCGGCCCGGGCAGCAGUAAAACCCCCAGUCUGGCGGGUGAUACAGCUCCACCGCCAACGAAACGCAAAUAUCGGAAGCGGGUGCAAUUCAACGAUAACCUCAAUGGUCUCAAUAAGUUGAAAAACUUUUCGAAUUUUGCAUUGAAAGCCAAAAAGCAAAUGGCUGCUGGGGCUGGAGCCGGUGCUGCGGCUGGGGCUGAGAAUGCAACAGGCGAUGUGGUGCCGGAGGUUCUGGAUUGUCGCAUUGCUGAGAAAAUCAAAAGUGAAAUGGAGGAAAAGUCUGCAUCGAAAGAGUCGCUGGCCUUGUGUCUAAAGAAGGGCGAUGGUUUCGGUGAUGAUGAAGAAGACGAUGAGGAAGAUGUUGGCACAGCUUCCAUGACCGGUGAAACGGUGGAUAGUCUGAACAAUGCGGCCAAUGGCAAUUUCCAUAUGCGUGUGAAGGGUAAAAAGGGUGCGGCGAAAAAUAUGAAUCCACCACCACCUGCUUCUUAUCUGGAUGAAGAUGAGGACUGUGGUGCCGGCCUGGAGGGCAGUGAUGAUGACGAGGAGGAAGAGGAACCAGAUGAGGAGACCUUGGCGCGAGAAAUGAAAAAUGAACAGAACUUCGUGGAGGAAGAAGAUGAAUUGGACAUUGCAUUCCGUUCGCAUCAGUCGUGUCGCGAGUGUUCCAUUGCCCACGAUUAUAAGGUUUGUCCCCUGCGUACAGCCAUUGGCACUGUUACGGAUGCCGUGGAUUUGGCGGAAUGGUUGGAGAGGAAAAAUCUUGAAGCCUUGGCCAAACUCAAGGCAGAUGCCCAACGCCAGGCGAAACAGUUGCAUGGCGACGUUGAUGAGGACAUGGAUGAUUCUUCACAGCUGUCCGAACUUGAGACGAAGCCUUUGAUAACAUUUGCCGAGGCAUCGGUGCCGGCUGAAUUUGAGCUGCACAAUGUGGAACCCCAUGUGACGGGAGUGUUUUGUCGCACCGAGGUUAGGGCCUUUACCAAACUGGGUCCACUGCGGGGGCAAUCGGUUCAGGCCACAGAAAUUCGUGAGGCCAGCGAUAUGAAGUGGAUUUUCGAAAUUUGUGAAGCCGGUGCAGAGAAAUCUCAAUUCCUGUUGUGUGACAACCCUAACUCUUCGAACUGGUUGCGCUACAUACGGCCGGCACCAACCUACGAGGAGCGUAAUGUGAAUUUGGUCUUUAUCGAAUCUCAGGCAUUUUUCGUGACAUGUCGGGACUUGAAGAACGGCAUGGAAUUGCUGUACUGGAGUGAUGACUGCAACACCAUGUGGCGCAAGAAGCACUGGUCGGAAAAGACAAAUUGCGGUGGCUGCAAUUUGAAGUUCGAUCAUCCGCUGUACUAUCGCACCCACUGUUCCAUCUUCCAUGAUCCCACAAUGAGCUUGACAAUACGCAAAUAUCACUGCAAGGUUUGCGGCGAAGCCGUACUGGGCAAGGACAACAUCAUGAAGCACGCGGCCGAGAAACACGACGGCAAGGGUGCCCACCAAUGCCAGUUCUGCAACAAGUUCUUCUUGCGCAUCAGCUAUUUGGAUAUGCAUCGAACCUAUGGCUGUGUGGCCAAUCCGAAUCGCACCCGGCCCAUUUGUGAUUUUUGUGGUCGCAAAUUCUAUCGACCGCAAAAGCUUAAGGCUCACAUUCGGCGAAUGCACAGUGAUAUGGCUGAUUCUUUACGAGAUUUUCAGUGUAAAUUAUGUUCCAAACUUCUAGGCUCACGGGCAGCAUUGCAGCGUCACGCCAAGGAGGUGCACAGUCGGAAUUCCACUGUGGUCAGUUGUCCCAGAUGUCAGAAACUGUUCCAGAAUCGUAGCAAUUUGAAGAUACACAUGUUGACGCAUUCGGGUGUGCGGCCGUUUAAAUGUGCCGAACCGGAAUGUAAUGCCGCUUUCACCACCAAACAAUGUCUGCAGUUCCACUACAAAAAAGUGCACAACUACACCCAGGAGCAAAUGCCGAAAAUUGAACGCAGUGUGGCCUAUACCUUUGAUGCCUAUUCGGGUGGUAUGAAAGUUGAUUUCCUCGAACAAGCUCCGCGACGAAGACGCAAGAGUCUGGAGGAUCAAAAUUCCGUCAUGAGCUCGAGCAUUCAGAGUGAUGCCGAAUUUUCCGAUGACAACAUUUUCGAGGCCAUUAAGAAAUCCGGCAAAUCCAUCAAAGAUCUGUGUCGAAAUGAACCCAACCUCUCUUUGUUGUCCUCAAAGAUUUCCAGCAUAUUCGGUGAGAAGCCACCGCCCCGAAAGCGUGGCCGCAAACCCAAGGACUACCAUUUGAUGGAACAACAAGAGCAGGAACAUUUGGAGCAAAUGCGACGCAAACAAAAUGCUCAAUUGAGUUUGGUGGAAACCUUCCUCACCACCACAGCUCAACGUUUGACGGCCCAGCAGCAGGUGCAACAGGUGGUGGCGGCAGCAGCUGCUGUCUCAGCCAUGACCGGGGCGGCCAGUGAUGAUGCCACCAAUAAAAUGCACAUGAUGUCCGGAUUGAAUCCCACGCACAUGGGUAUGGGGGCCCAUCAUCAUCUGCACCAGCAACACCAGCAGCAGCACCAACAACAACAACAGCAGCAGCAACAACACCAGCAGCAGCAACAACAGAAUCAGCCGGGCAACAUGAGCCACGACGAGGACGACGAUGAGGAGGAUGACGAUGAUGAUGAUCAAAGCCACCAUGGUGGCCAUCAGGGUACACCCCACCACAUGGGAGGCCAUGACAAUAACGGUUAUCGACAUCACCCGGGCAUGAAUGCCAUGGGUCAAAAUUUGGUUGUGAGCAAAGGUAGCAAAAAAUGGAUAAGCGGCGAUGAUCGCCAUCUGAAUCGGGACUGUGCGGUGGGUGACAUGUCGUCGUCAUCGGGCAUGAACAAUACUGCCAACCAGUGCGGCAUGUCGGCAGACAAUGACAUGCCAUUGCCGCCGUUCGCUGUGCCUCAAAGCAGUGCAGAGGAUCCCAACAAGCUAAUGGGUUCCAAUCGGGACUUCUUGUCGCGUCUCAUCAACUCCGCCAAUCCAACGCAUCACAAUCACCAUGGUUCCAAUGCAAGGGAGGAGGAUGAGAAUACCUCGUUCCUGGAUGUGGUGGAAUCGAAUAAUGCUGCAGCUGCCGCCGCGGCUGCUGCUGCUGCGGCGGCCGCCGCCAAUAGUCAGAUGGCACAAUACCAUCACAGUGGCCAAAACAAUGAGGCGGCCAACAAUAACGCCGGCUCCGUGGCUUCCAACAAUACCAAUGCCUCCGGUCUAACCGGACCUGGGCCAACGCAUCCCGGCAACAACAGCCAGGAUGAUGCCGAUCAAAUGUCCAUGAAUUCCCUAACCCAAUCCCAAGCCUUUAUGAGUUCUUUUUACAACAACGCAAAUGCAAGACUGAGCGGCACAGCCACCGGAUCCUCUUCCUCGGCCAGCAUGCUGGUCGAGGCAGCCCUCAAUUCGGUCGGCAAUAUGAUCGACAAUGACAACAAUGACAUGAAAGUCCCCACCGAGAGCAACAUCAACACCGACAGCCCCAUGAGUUCGCAUGUCGAUGCGGAAGCGAAUCGCUUUGCCGGCGGCCACAAUCCCAUGGACAACCUGGAGAGUGAGCUGAAAAUGAUGAAAAAUCUCAACAACUUCCCCAUGCAAAUACCACCACUGCCAAUGUUUCCGAAUGCGGGCAAUAAUCUCAACUCCUGUGACAUAUCGCCAAGUGCUUCGACGCCAACGAAUCCGCGCAGCAAUCAAAACGAUGUGGACGUAGAUGCUGGCUCAACGCCCAGGGGCCAGCAUAUGGGCAACUCGUCGAUCAAUGAGUCGGAGGCGUUUCCUUCAGCUGCCCAACAUCGAACACCGCCAACACCCCAACCUAUUUCGCCGGGCAGGGAUUAUGGAAUGUUCGGCGGCGGAGGAAAUCAGCCAGGUUCGAAUGGUGGUACACCGGGUGGGCCUGGUACGGCGGGCAGUAACAGCAGUGCCAACAGCACAGGUGGUAACAGUAGUAACAACAACAUAUCAGCUUCAUCUCCCUUACCUGCCGCCUUGGUGCAUCGACGCAAUGCCCCCAGUGUGGGUAGUGUGUAUCCCGAACACGAACUUAUAUCGCCGGCCUCGUCACCCUCCAUACCGCGUUACAAUUUCAACAAUGGUGAUGUUAUGCGUCACAAGCAACGGUCCGACUCGGAAACGGAUAGGCGGCAUGUCCUCCCGACGGGGCACAAUCACCAUCAUCAUCUGUCCAGCGAUGAGGAGAAUAGCAUAAUGCCUCAAAAUAGUGUGGGCCAGGAUAUGCGCAUGAAAUUCCCCCAGACCCAAAUGGAUUUGAUGUACUCGAAAUACGAAAGUCUGGCCAAUCAAACAGCUUUAAAAUACAACAAUCAAAACAUGGACUCACCCUCGGAGUAUCGCAACACGAAUUCGGCAGCCAGUGUGGCUGCCAGCUCAAAUGACAUCUCCGAUUUGCAGGGUCUCGAUAUGUCAUCGCGCUCCAAUGUGAGUGCUGCGAACUAUCAUCACAAUUUCCAGUUGCCCAGUAAUAGCUCAGCAAAUCUGCCCGGCAUCGGAAGGUAUCAUCAUCACAUUUAUGACAUCCUCUCGGAAAGAGAACAAAAUCAACAGUCCCAGCAGAGUCAGCAGCAUCAUUCAGCAUCGGCAGGUGGUCCAGCUGCAGCGGCGCAACAUCAGCAGCAGGAUCAUCCCAGUCAGCUGGCCAUGCAGCAGCACCAAUCGGCCAUGCAUAGUAUGCUUACGGAUCAACUCAGCGAACAGGACCAUGAUCAGGCCACUUCCGUAGAUUUGAGUCGUACCGCCAACUAUGUGGUUCCCUCGCCGCCACAGCUGCCCUACAAUCAUCCACAUCACGACAUGUUGCGCAUGGCCUCAUUGGACCUAACGCCCAACACCAACAUGUCGGUGGGCAACAAUCGUUCCUUCCUCUCGUCACAAAUGCAACAUCAGAGCCGCGAAAGUCUCGAACAUCAUCGCCUACUCUCGACGGUGGAACAGCAUCGUAUUUUGGCAGCAUCAAAUGCUGCCGAUCAACAUCGUUUGCUCGUGGACCCGACGGCUCAUUUGCUGAUGGAGCAAAACAAUCGCCUGCUCGGUGGUCCCGAUCAAUCGCGACUACUGGGCGAGUCGGCUCAGAAUCGUCAUAUGGCACGUGGUUUUGGUGCUUAUCAUCAGGUGGCGUCAAGUAAUUAUCAUCCGGGUGUGAGAGCGCCUGUCUUGCCCUCAGCAAAUCAUCAUGCUUCCAAUCCUUCGAAUUAUCAUCCAUUCCCGGCCUAUUAUUAGUUAAGGAUAUAAGUUUUGUUUGCACAUAAGCAACAUGAAAGUAUUUACAUUGGUAUUUUUUUUUUUUUUUUGGGAGAGAGGAUUAUUGCGAAGGUGUAGUUAUUCUCGGAAAUGUUGAGAGUUCUCGAAUCAAUACUCUAGGUCCAAGGUCUGCGGCCUAAAUGUUUGCGUGCCCAAGGCUUUAAUACACCCUCCAGAAUAUUUUCGCGAUAAUAUUCGGCAUUUAUUCUGAUGCCACGGACGAUUAAUACGGGCGGAGAGCGACCAUCGGCUGUUACGACGGCCCACAUAAUCACAAUGCUCGGCGCAUGAAUUUUGGUGGCCAACCGAAGGUUCACAUUUUCAGAUGACCUCUUCGGCAAGUAAACACGAUCAUUUUUUUUUUUUGUUUACAAACUGCUGGAUAACGAAUGUUUGCUCAUCGGAGAAAACCAAAUUCGGCAGUUCACCACUUUCGGCAAAGUGAAGCAACUCUAUAGCUCUUUUGAGUCUAUUUUCAUUCUGUUGCGGUGUAAGUUCUUGCACUUUUUGGAAUUUCAAUGGCUUUACCCCGAGCUCAUUUUUCAAUAUUUGUCGCUUCUUUACUUUUCGAACCAUUUCUGCUGAUUUUGCUGUUUUCUUCCAUCCACUUGCUUGACGUCGGGCUACGCUGACAGUAUCACGGUAACGAGUGAUGGUACGAGACACAAAAGAUUUAUUCACAUUUAAAUGAUGGAGUGCUCUAACGAUAGCCACAUGUGGUUUUCCAGCCACUAUCACGCUUGAAUUCCAUCACGAAUAACUUUUUUUCUGGAAAAUUCUCACCAAAAUGCUUUUGUACGCUUGUAAGCAAUAUAAUGAGCAGUCACUGGAAUAAUUUUAACAGCUGUCGGACGAGUGGCUUAGAAAUGACAGCAGUCUGAAGUUGGUUGCAGUUUUUUGAUCUAACCGUGUUAAAGUAAUAUACGAUAAGUGUUAAUGCAUUUGAAGUAUAUGAAAUUCCGAAAGGCCAUAAAAUCUUUAUGUGCGCCCUAAGGAAUUUGAAAAUGUCCCCGCACAAAGAUAGCACUGCAGUCACGAGUUAGCAUAAACCAACUAUCUGUGUUCAUUAAUAAAAAUCAUUAUUAGGAUCAAAACAGGCAAUGUUAGAAUGUAAGUAGCUAUCAAGAAUUGUGAAAUAAAAUCAGACUCGAAGCUACAUCCUUCUCACUAAAACAAUUGGUCCUUCGAGCCGGAUAGAGAAUCGAAAUUACAUCGAAAGAAUAAAGUUGUUCUUUCCUUUUCACUAAAACAUUUGAUCCGUCGAGCUGGAUUGAGAAUCGAAACUGCAUACGUUUUUCAAUUUAUGCAUUUGAUCCUUCGAGGCGGAUAGAGAAUUGAAUCUACAACCGAAUCUAGAGUCCCUCCUCUCACUUGUACAUUUGGUCCUUCGAUCCGGAUAAAGAAUCGAAACUGCAUCCAAAGAGUAGGGUUGUUGUUUCUUUUCUCAAUUUGUACAUUUGGUCCUUCGAACCGAAUAGAGAAUUGAAUCUACAACCGAACAAAGCGCUGGUGUCCCUUUUCUCAUUUGUACAUUUGGUCCUUCGAGACGGAUAGAGAAUCGAAACUACAUCGAAAGAAUAAAGUUGUUCUUUCUUUUUCACUAAAACAUUUGAUCUUUCGAGCUGGAUUGAGAAUCGAAACUGCAUACAAAGAAUAGGGUUGUUGUUGCGUUUUUCAUUUUAUGUAUUUGGUCCUUCGAGCCGGAUAGAGGAUUGAAUCUACAACCGAAUCUAGUGUCCCUCUUCUCAUUUGUACAUUUGAUCCUUCCAGCCGGAUAGAUAAUAGAAACUUCGUCCAUAGAAUAGGCUUUUCGUUACUUUUCUCAAUUUAUGUAUCCCUCCUUUGGUCCUUCGAGCCGGAUAAAGAAUCAAAACUGCAUCCAAAGAGUAGGGUUGUUGUUUCUUUUUGCAAUUUGUACAUUUGGUCCUUCGACCCGAAUAGCGAAUUGAAUCUACAACCGAACAAAGCGCUAGUGUCCCUCUUCUCAUUUGUAUAUUUGGUCCUUCGAGACGGAUAGAGAAUCGAAACUACAUCGAAAGCAUAAAGUUGUUCUUCCCUUUUCACUAAAACAUUUGAUCCUUCGAGCUGGGUAGAUAAUCGAAACUUCGUUCAUAGAACAGGUUUAUGCAUUUGGUCCUUCGAGCCGGAUAUAGAAUCGAAACUACAUCCAAAGAUUAAAGUUAUUCUUCCCUUUUCACUAAAACAUUUGGUCCUUCGAGCCGGAUAGAUAAUCCAAACUUCGUCCAUAGAAUAGGCUUGUUGUUUCUUUUUUCAAAUUGUACAUAUAAUCCUUCGAGCCGGAUAGAGAAUUGAAUCUUCAAGCGAACAAAGCGCUAGUGUCCCUCUUCUCGUUUGUACAUUUGGUCCUUCGAGUCGGAUAGAGAAUUAACUCUACAACCGAACAAAGCGCUAGUGUCCCUCUUCUCAUUUGUACAUUUGGUCCUUCGAGCCGGAUAGAGGAUCGAAACUACAUCCAAAGAAUAGGAUUGUUGUUUCUUUUCUCAAUUUGUACAUUUGGUCCUUCGAGCCGGAUAAAGAAUCGAAACUACAUCCAAAGAAUAAGUUGUUCAUUCCCUCCCACUAAAACAUUUGGUCCUUCGAGCUGGGUAGAUAAUCGAAACUUCGUCCAUAGAAUAGGCUUGUAGUUUCUUUUCUCAAUUUGUACAUUUGGUCGUUCGAGUCGGAAAAAGAAUUGAUUCUACAACCGAACAAAGCGCUAGUGUUGCUCUUCUCAUUUGUAUAUUUGGUCCUUCGAGCCGGAUAGAGAAUCGAAAAUUCAUCCAAAGAAUAAAGCUGCUAUUUCCUUCUCACUAAAAGAUUUGGUCCUUCGAGCCGAAUAGAGAAUCGAAACUACAUCCGAAGAAUAGAGUUGUUGCUCUCUUUCUCGGCUUUUUACAUUCAUGUAGAAAGUAAAAUAAAAUUGAAUAAAAAAUUCAAAUAUUAUAUUCAGUCGUACCUGUUAUAAAUUACCCAACACUCCAGAUCCCCGAUUAACAACGUUGUUCUCUAUAAGUACUUUCAGGAAUAUACUUAUAUAUAAAAGUAAAUUUCAGAACUCAAAACUGCUAGCACUAUAUUCUGAAAAUAACUUAGCAUUUUUAAAUCUUCUCCAACAAAAAAAUCCCAAUGUAAAUAUUAAAAAUAUCCUUAUUCUUUUCGCAGAUCCUAUUUCCUUUGAUAUUAUAGUGCAAUAAUUUGUAUAACUGUUAUAGAUAUAGUUUUUUUUUUUCAAUAUUUGUUUGCACACAUAUAGUUUUUAGCAACUACAAUGCAAUAGCAAGACAUAUACACUAGUCAACAAAACCAAAACAGAAAUCAACAUAUGAUUCUAAUCGAUAUAUUGUUUAAGCAUUUUCGUUACUAUUUUUCUUAGCCAUAAACAAAUAAAUAUUAAUUAUUACUAUUAUUAAUUUAGUGAAUUUUUUAUAGAUCAUAAACAAAGUUUUAGUUCCUCAUUUCUGAUAGAUAUAUAUACACACAUAGACAUGGCUCCAGUUCCGUGGUGAAAUGGGCUAACACAAUAUUAAUAGCCUAUAUUUCUAAUCCGUUGUUUUUUGUCAGCUUUAGUUUUACUUUUUAUUAUUCAAUCAUUGUGUUGUGUACUUAAAAAAAAAACAUACAUAUUAAAUGUAUAAUGUAAA